Brettanomyces nanus is the source of this 381-nucleotide messenger RNA. RefSeq lists its product as uncharacterized. Bases 1 to 381 code for a protein of 126 amino acids. The transcript has a single exon. NCBI's taxonomy places the organism in Eukaryota, Fungi, Ascomycota, Pichiomycetes, Pichiales, Pichiaceae. Gene Ontology annotation, cellular component: cytosol. The record is from RefSeq and is a predicted model, not a curated record.
AUGACACUCAAAUCGUCUACACAAUUGGAGAACCUCGCAGAACAAUUGAGCCAGAAUCAAUCGCUUAGUAAAGAUACAGCCAAGAAUCUCGACUCAAAUGUGUCAUUUGAGGUAUUCAACAAAAAGGGAGAAAAGGAGUUUUGGAGGUUGAACGCCAAAAAAGGAGAAAAGGUGAUUUUAAAGAAGGCCAGCGGUGACGCAGACGAAGCAGACAUUCGAAUCAGGAUAGAUGACUUGAAUUUAAGAAAAUUGAUUAGAGGCAAGCAGAGUGCGCAGCGACUUUUCAUGACGGGCAAGUUGAAGAUCAAGGGAAAUGUGAUGAAGGCGGCAUACAUUGAGAAGUUAUUGAAGUUUGCUGGACCCCAAGGCUCAAAGCUUUAG